AUCUUACUCCUUAUACAAAGGACCAUCACUCCUUCAUCCAUACAUUCAUCCUUACACUGUUACGAUACUCACCACUAUCUCAAAUUAUGGGACUUGAUACUAUCGGACGUUUACGUUGAAGCUAUCGCGGUCAAGGGUCAAUUCCCAAGCCUGAAGGUCGCAGGAGCCUAGGCUAAGGAGUUUCACCAAUUCGUCGACGUCUCUGCCUGCCGUAGACGUUAACCUACUUAUUGCAGCCUGCUGAAUCUUCUGAUCGAGGCAUCGUCCUUUCCUAACUCAGUUGUUGUAGAGUCUGUUAUGCCACCAUGGACAGACUCCCCGAGGAAAUCGUCGUGGACAUUCUUGACCAUCUUGAACCCAAAGAUCUUAUCUCGGUCCGAAAGACAUGCACUACCUUGGCCAAGUCAGCACAUAUCAACCGCCUGUGGCGGAACAAGUGCUUUGAAAAGUCACCCAGUGCCUCGAUGAGAAGGAAUCCCGGUACAUUGACCGAUUUGACUUCUGCGUUACAAGGUCUGACCUUAUCAGAACGGACUCCUGCCACACGCAACCAUCAGUCUGACUCGGACGGCUUGAUGCGAGAGAGCCCACGGGCUCGAGCAAUUAAUCAAUGGGAUCAAUCUGCCCAAGAUGAAAUUGUCGAUUGGUACUCAGAGUACAAAAGUCGACAUGCGCCUCUCAGUGCUGACUGGGCGGUCCAACCCCCUGCAAGGCAGCUUGAAAUCAAAGGCGUCGCAACUCUCGGUGGGUCCGAACAUGCUGUUGGCUAUCUGGAAGAUGCCAGUAUCUGCCUCUGGGAUCUCAGUGCGAGCUCUACCGGGCGUAGAACAAUGACAGAGAUCGGUCGGAGCAAACCUGGAGUCCUGUUCACAGACGGCUCACAAGCGAGCGAGUCAUUGGUUGUCGAUUGUGUCAGUACCGUUUCGUCUCAACAAAAAGCUUUCAUUGCCAUUGGUGAUAUAUUGAACGAAAUCGAUCUCAACACACUGAAGGUGGUAUCCCAUUCAAAAUACGCCUACCCGAUAACAGCCUUGUCACAGUCUACUGGAUUUGAUCUUCCGCUGACGGUUGGCACGCAAUGGAGUCUACAUAUCCUUGACCCCAGGCUGUCGGUGUCCAUAUUUUCAAAGUCACCUUCGGAAUGCGUUGAAGAGGUUCCUGCAGUGUCAGGAAAGUCAACCGCUAUACUUCCGGAUUUCUCGCAAACCUCAAUAUUUGCUCCGUCGUCGAACUUUGGCCCUGCAGCGCCAUUCACAUCCGACCAUAACCCUCCUGCUUGGACCCCAAGGGUAUCCAAUCUGCCACCUUCUCACCACCGGCAGAACCCUCACUGGAUGGCAUAUGCUAGAGUAGAGCCCGGGCCACUCUCUAUCCUGCACCACGCGGACAACGAAAUCCUACUUGCCGGCAGGUUCUCCAGCAUCCUAUCGUAUGAUCGCCGCUUCUUCCCACGUCUUCAGUACGUUAUACACUCUGGAGGAAGUCUGUCAUCCCUUGCCAGCAUCCCACAUCCACCGGCGGGAUCCCCGGCCAGCGUUUCCGGAGGUUCGACUCUGGUUGCUUGUGGUGAGUACAGAGGUCGCGGCUCAUUGGAACUAUAUUCUCUUCCACACACCAAGCCUGGACAGCCCAGUCUGAAUGAAGAUACAAUCUCCAGACAGCCAUCAACCGACGACAUUCUUGACCUUGGCAGGACGCCCAGCACCAGCUCAGACGGUACUCUCUUCAGUUACAAGAACAGACAGGAAGCAGCCAGCUCCAAACUGCUGUCGGUCGCUUCUCAUGGCACCAAGAUUGUCUUCUCCGAUUCAGAGGGUGGCCUCAAAUGGGUUGAGCGCGACGGUCGCAGCUUGGUUCGGAAGUGGAACCUGAACGACUUCGAAGUCAGCGAGACCGGCGCCUCCAUCCAUGGAGACAAAGUCGCGCGGAAAAUCAUCCCGCUCGAGAGCGCCGACUCGGAAUACAGACAGCGUGGGGAUGCCGAUUUGUUGAUAUGGACAGGCGAGAAGAUCGGCAUCAUCACGACGAACCCGCAGUUUAUGGAUCACCAAGAAAUGGUCAAGGCACUCGAAGAGGGCGAAGAUGCCAACGAGAGAGAAGAGAGGGAGAGAGCCGAAGAAUAUUCUAAGACAAUGCGGCGAGCCUUGGAAAGACAGGCGGAUGAGAGAAGGUGGAUGAGUCAAUUUAGACUUAAAAGGGGAUAUUUCUAGAUUUGGGUUGCUGACAGAGGACUGGCAGUAAGCACUUGGUUAGACAAGACAGGCCAGAGCUGGCUAGAAAGGCUCCAAGGCUACGCUUUCUGCCAAUGCGAGUACAUACAUAGGUGGAGUUUGAAAUGACUAGAAGGAUAAAGCGAUACAUUGAGUCAGGGAUGUAUCAAGAAUAGCCCUAGGUAUGGAGUACUUGGACGCUGUAGAUAAACAUCCGUAUGUGUAGGUGGUGUACUGGGGUCAGGUACCUGACUCUAUAGUGGGUACCGUAUGUACAUUCACCACAGUGGAUCAUGUUAGAUUUUAGACGGGUAUUUACAUAGCACCCCGUACGAGUACUUGGGAAUAUAUACAUUGCCUCGAAGAAGGGGUACGGGGGUUGGCCUUACUUAUGGAGUAGUAUCUUCGUGUCUACCUACUUACGGAGGAGUUGUCAUAAGACCGAAAGCUCCGUCGCGACCGUUCCUGCGUUUCUGGUUUCAACCCUCGGCUGAAAUGUC
This is a messenger RNA of Exophiala oligosperma, 2710 nucleotides long. RefSeq lists its product as uncharacterized. Gene Ontology annotation, molecular function: protein binding. The coding region runs from base 306 to 2210 and encodes 634 amino acids. The record is from RefSeq and is a predicted model, not a curated record. Gene Ontology annotation, biological process: protein polyubiquitination. NCBI's taxonomy places the organism in Eukaryota, Fungi, Ascomycota, Eurotiomycetes, Chaetothyriales, Herpotrichiellaceae. The transcript has a single exon.